Molecule: messenger RNA, 1038 nt
Organism: Tripterygium wilfordii
Lineage: Eukaryota; Viridiplantae; Streptophyta; Magnoliopsida; Celastrales; Celastraceae
Product: mitogen-activated protein kinase kinase kinase 17-like
Exons: 1
Coding region: 1-1038 (345 amino acids)
Biological process (GO): protein phosphorylation
Molecular function (GO): ATP binding; protein kinase activity
Source: RefSeq, a predicted model, not a curated record
AUGGCGGCUGACGAUCGAUUUCACUGUGAGUGGGAGAGAGGUGCUUUCGGCUCUGCUUUCUUGGCUCAUCCCAAGUCUCCGUCUUCUUUGUCUCGUGACUCUGGUCUUCUCCUACCUCCUGUGUUUGCCGUUAAAUCUGCUGAGAUUUUGUUUUCGGAAACGAUAGAGAACGAGAUUGAAGUUUUCAACGAUCUUCAGAGUUCAGGGUGCUCACCGUACAUCAUCACCUGUUUCGGCGAGGAAUUCACUGUCAAAGACAACGGGAACACCGUUUACAACUUGUUACUUGAGUACGCCUCCGGUGGUUCCCUCGCUCAUGUUAUCAAGAAAUUGCUUUGGCGUUGGAUGCCUGUUGAACAAGUGAAGCGUUACACAAGGCAAUUGCUUCUAGGGCUUUCUCAUAUACACGAUUCCGGGUAUGUUCACUGCGACAUUAAGCCUGAUAACGUACUCUUAGUUCCAUCUGAAGAUGGUGAUUUUGUGGCAAAGAUUGCCGAUUUUGGGUUAGCGAAGAGAAGGAGAAGGGAAUUUGAUCACGUGAAAGGAACUCCUCGUUACUUGGCACCAGCACCUGUUGUUCAUGGUGUACUGGAUUGUGCCUCGGAUAUUUGGGCGUUAGGGUGUACCGUGUAUGAGAUGCUAACAGGGUACUCUGUGUGGCCACUUGAUUUCAAUGCGACAACUGAUGAUCUCUACCACAAGAUUGCUAGUGAAGAGCCUCAUCUCACUUUUAGGUUUCCGGUUGAGACUGAAGCUUUCUUGAGAACAUAUCUUGUGAGGACACCUGCGGAGAGACCCACGGCCAAGAUGCUGAUGGAACACCCUUUUUUGACUGGCUUGAUUGAAGAAGAACAGAAAGAAGAAUUUUGGGAAAAAGUUGAUGAAAAUGGAUGUCAGCAAGUAGAGGCUGAGAAUUGUUGUGUAAAAGAAGUUAAGGUGAUUGAGACUGGCUGUAUGUUCAAGGAUGAUUGGAUUUUUGUUCCUCAGAAGGGAUUUAUGUUGGUUCCGUUCCAUGUUCAUUGUCCAAGGAUGACAUGA